AUGGUGCGCAGACGCUCUACGAAGCCGAAAGGCAAGUCUGCACCGCGGCCUGUGGACCGGAAGGACUCGAAGAUGAAGAGGUGGGAGACUGCCGAUGACAUCCCUAUGGACGAUGAAGACCAAUUUCACGCGUCGAAGGACCAGAUAUUGCUCGACGGCGCAGACUUGGGCGAUGACGACGACGAGGGAGAUGUGGACGAGGUCUUUGCGUUGAAGGGCAUGCCGUCCGACUCGGACGACGACGAAGAAGGCGGAGACGAGGAGGAUGUGGACAUGGACGAAGACGAGCCGGCACCAGCACCGAAAAAGGAGAAGAAAAAGGCGAAAGGCAAGGCAGUCGUACCGCCUGAUUCGGACGAGGAAAAGGCUGGGGAGAGCGAGGAGGAAGAGUCGUGGGGCGCGAAGAAGUCUGCGUAUUAUUCGAGCAACGCGCAAGAGAUGGACUCGGACGACGAAGAGGCGAACGAGUUGGAGGAGCAGGAGGCUAGGAGGCUGCAGUCCAAAGCGCGGGAAACUUUGGACGACGACGACUUUGGGCUGGGAGAUGUCGUCGAGGUGGUGGUCGAGGAGGAUGCCGAGGAUUUAUUGGAAGAACCCGAGCCUGUCGCCGCGGAUCUGUCACAGGAUAAGCUGUCGCUGCUCAGACAUCUGGCGAAAGACUCACCCGAGACGCUCGCUCUCGCCAACGACUGGGAGGAUACUGCCGCUCGCGUGGUCCGUGCGCAGGAGAAGCUUCAGAAAUUGGAAGCCGAGCAACCAAACGCUAUGUCCCUCGGCAUGGUACACCUACACUACCAAACACUCGUAACCUACGCCACCAACCUUGCAUUCUACCUCCACCUCUGCGCCUCCCCCAAAUACGCCUCACAUCCCUCUGACCUGCGCAAGCACCCCGUCUUUACGCGUCUACUCCAGCUCAAAGAAGCAUUGUCCACGCUCGAGGAGCUUGACUUUGACGCUUCCGAAGGCGAAGAGGACGAAGAGGACGACGAAGAUCUGGACUCAGACUUUGAGGGACUGGACGAUGAGGAGUUGGAAGAUCUCGACGACGACGAGUAUCUUGAGUAUGCGAAGCAAAUGCUGUCGCGCAAGAAAGGGUCGUCAGGAUCGAAAGUCGAGCUGGACGACCUCGAAGCACUCCUUCGUGACGCCGAACGCGACCUCCCAACGUCUGACUCUGAGCUCUCCGCCGAUGAUGCUCCACCACCACCUCCGAAGAAGCAGAAGAAGCGUAAAGAGAGCGGUGCAGAAGAGCCGGCAAAGAAGAAGCGCAAGACGACCGCGACGAGUGCGGCGCCCGUCUUCGACCUCGAAGAGCCGGAGUUCGUGCCUUCUUCCAAGAAGCGUGCUUCGACAUCCGCCGCCGCAGACCCAACGGACGUUUACGGCGAUGCUCUCACCUUGACCUCCACCGAUGCAGCCGACAAACAAGCCCGUCGCAAGACGCUCAGGUUCCAUGCCUCCAAGAUCGAGAGCGCUGCUGCUAGAAGAGCAGGCGCGAGGCAAGCGUUGGGAGGCGACGAUGAUAUCCCAUACAAGGAGCGCAGGAGAGAGGCGGAGAAGAGGAAGGAGCGAGAGGCAAGGGAAAGGGGCGCUGUGGGUGGAGACGAUUUGGAUGACGAGGAACCUGCAUCCGCGCCGAGUAGGAGUAGAGGAGACGGCGACGAAGGAGAGGAUGAUGAGGGCGAUGAUGGAUACUACUCGCUCAUCAAGAAGCAGAAGAAGGAGAAGAAAGAGGCGAAGAAGGCUGAACAUGAUGCCGCAGUUGCAGCCGCUCGUGAGGCGCUCAUGGAAGACACCGACUCAGCCGACGGCCCGCGCGGCCUUACCCGUGCCAUCCUCAAGAACCGCGGCCUCACACCGCACAGGAGCAAGAGCGUGCGCAACCCGCGUGUCAAGAAGCGGCAGAGGUACGACCAGGCCAAGAAGAAGUUGGCCAGUCAGCGCGCGGUGUACAAGGAGGGUCCGAGGGACGUCACGAGGUACGAGGGAGAGAAGAGUGGUAUCAGUAAGGUCGUUAAGAGUGUCAAGUUCAACUGA
Messenger RNA from Peniophora sp. CBMAI 1063, 2040 nucleotides. The record is from the annotation of a GenBank genome assembly. Lineage: Eukaryota; Fungi; Basidiomycota; Agaricomycetes; Russulales; Peniophoraceae.